Colletotrichum scovillei is the source of this 2730-nucleotide messenger RNA. RefSeq names its product fungal specific transcription factor. The record is from RefSeq and is a predicted model, not a curated record. Gene Ontology annotation, cellular component: nucleus. The coding region runs from base 1 to 2730 and encodes 909 amino acids. The transcript has 6 exons. Gene Ontology annotation, biological process: DNA-templated transcription; regulation of DNA-templated transcription. NCBI's taxonomy places the organism in Eukaryota, Fungi, Ascomycota, Sordariomycetes, Glomerellales, Glomerellaceae. Gene Ontology annotation, molecular function: DNA-binding transcription factor activity, RNA polymerase II-specific; DNA binding; zinc ion binding.
AUGGGUAUACUAGCUCUGGAACCUCAUCCCCGUUUGGCCGCCCCAGACUCUCCGCCCGGGCUGGUUAGCCCAUCAUCAUCAUCUUACUCCUCCAGGCCAUCUCCUCCUGCCGAAAAGCUCUGGGACACCAGGUUUGGUCCCAUAUCCCCUGCCAUGCCCAACUACGAACAUGGCUCGGCGGCCGAUGUGUCGACUGCCGGCAAAGGUGCUGAAGGCGGUUCGUCCCGUAAGGAUUCGACACAAAGCGCUCCUCGCCAGCAACUGCCAUCACUGAGCAGUCUGUUUGGGCCUCCUCCACCACUCCGGCCGUUGCAUUCUCCGCUGACCGAGCGGCCGGCCCCUUACCCGGCGACGUCUCCCUUGGACCGCCCGCGUAUGCCGCAACCUCACAAUGAUCGCUCUUAUGCCACAUCGUACUUCCCGCCUCAGGAAAGCUCUCCAACGAUGUCCCAGCCACGGAGUACCUACGAUGCCAGAUAUGACCACGAGAGGCAGGCCUUGCAUGGCUUAUCCCGUUCCUUCUCCGGCCCUGGGUCACCGAGAUACCGCGAAUCCGAACACAUGCGUCCCGAGUCGAGAUCUGACGUCGGUUUGAGUAGCAAGUGGUCGAUGCACCAUGACGCUGGAAAGCACGAGUACGCCCUGGUAUCCAGAGAGAACCAGCCCCCACUACGGGCUUCACAUGACAGGAUGUCCUACCAGUAUUCCAGCAAUAAAGACUCUGGCUCUUCUUACCGGGAUCAGCGCUCCCCUUCUGGACCUGGUCUCUUGCAGGCAUCGGCGUCUGCCAGUACGACGACCUCGGAAGGAAUCCCAUCGAAGGAUGGUCUCGGCCCUAAGAUAUGGACGGGGAGCCACUUUCUCCCACGAUUCGUUCGUGCCGCCGAAGUGCCGGGUGAAGGGAUGUGUUAUUUCUACGAUGACGGAAGUCACUGCAAGACGGUUAUUGAUGGCGAGGCAGUCAACGCUCACUGGGGUGUGACAAAGGCAGGAAAGCCAAGAAAGAGACUGGCGAUUGCGUGUGUCACCUGCAGGGAGAAGAAAAUCAAGUGCGACCCCGACUAUCCUCGCUGCGUUCAAUGCGAGAAAUUUGGCCGGAUCUGCAAGUUCAAGAACGCACCACGAGGUGGCCACAACACCUCCCCAUCAACGCCUCCUGCUGAACCAGAGGACUUGAGACGUCUGGGAGGCUCGGCCAACUCGAACGACAUGCACCGACCUGGCAGCAACUCCAGCGCGUCUGUUUCUCCUCGCACCACGUACCGUCAGCCCAGCCCAGAGCCCUCAAUGCCUCACAAGAGGAUGCGCCUCGGUUUCGACUCGUACCCCUCGAUGCCGAGCGACUCUUCCGCCUUAAUGAGCCGGACGCCCGAGACGGCAAAGGUCAACGCCUGGCAACACCGCCAGCCAAUUGAGCUCCCUCGGAUCCACGAGGACGUGCUUCACCGAGCAUGGCAACCAGACCCGUAUGUUUCCGGCCCGUACACCAUGGCCUCUUGUUUCUUGCACAAGAUACCGUUUAAAUUCAGGCUGACUGGUAAUGCUAACACAAAGUCUUUAGAAGACCUGAUGCUCACCUAUAGCAUCCUCGCCGUCGGAAUCACCUUGUCAGGUGGACCAAGAACAAUCGCCUCCGAAUACGCUCAUGUCGCACGGUAUGCGCAGCAACAGCUCCCACCCAGCCUUCAGCUUGCGCAAUCUCAACCACUCCUGGCGGUCUGUUACAUGUCUACGUCUAGAGCCAGCGAAGCAAUUGAUUUGAUCAAUGCGGCCAUCUCGAUAGCCAUCUUCCUUCAGCUAAACCUAGAACUCGACAAAUCGCUCGACUCUCGCCAGAAAACUGAUCCAUACGGCUUGGAUAGAGAAGGCUUUGCUAAGAGCCGGAGGCGGACAUACUGGGCUUGCUUUGUCCUCGAGCGACUCAAAGGCAUAUUUCCCGUUCGUCUUGGCAGUUUGAAUCCUUUAGACAUAUUCGUCCGGUUACCAUGCGAAUCGGAUGUCUUUCAAAGUCGACAGGCGUCUCAGGCACCUUUCUUUUCGGCCGUCGGUUCGAGCUCGUCCAAAGUGGCGAAUCAGCGUUUACCCUUACCAGCCUAUCUCCUCCAGCUGGUGGUCAUCUGGAGAGACAUCAUGUCUAGCGUCUACAGGAAUGAACACGGUCUGUCCUCGGAUGGAGAGCCAGCAACAAUUGUUGAAAGCUCUUUCACCUACAGCCCAAGGAAUAUGGACCUGGCUGCUGAGGCUGGGACCCUCAGCACAUUCCUUACGAUUCAUCUUCUGUUCCACCACGGUCUCGUAAAGGUUCACCGACACUCGUGCGCCUCGAGCCGAAUAUCGGCAGCAAAACGGAUGCAAUACCUCUCGGGGAUCCAAGAGGAAGCUAACCAACCUUCCUAUGCUUUUGGAUCAAUUGGCCUUGCAAACGCACUAGUAGAAGCUGCAAGUAUGGUUUGGGACGAGGCACGAGUUCAUCGGGCCGCACUGGAACAUCGACAUGACGCUCUACGCGCAGCAGUGUUCGCCAACGAAAACGAGGGCAAAUGCUGGCAAAUGAAGGAUUCGAUGGACACGACAUACUGGCCUAUCGUGGACAUUGUUUACACGCGGGGCCGAAAGACAUAUACUUCCGCAACCAUGGUUGUCUGUCAUUCUUAUCAUUUUCACAUCUGCAUUGCAUUUCACGGAGUUGGAGGGCGCAUUUGGACAAUUGCUAUUUUUUCUGCUUUUUAA